AUGACUUUAUGAUUGUUCCUGGAAGAUGUAGUUGACUUGCAGAUAACUCUAAGCCGGGUCAUCCACACCCAAAACCAAGUCUUGGUUGUUUGGUCUAGACAAGGAUAUUUUUUUAAUUCUUUAAAUUUUCUCAUCCAUCCCACCAUCUUAAAGCUUGCUUUUGAAGGAAGAUCCAAAGCAGAGCAUCUGAAACAGAACCAAAACAAGAAUUCAGAAAAAUGUAUGUUCAAAGGCUUGGAGAGAUGUUGAAGAUUAGUGAGGAGAAUUUGAAGACAAGUUGCUCUCUGUCCUUGAAGGCUCAGAACUUCCCAGAUGAGCAGUUUCUUGUUGAGAAAUCCCCUGCCUCAUCACAUGCUUUUUUCAGCUUUCCAGGAUCUUGGUCUGUGGAUGGUUGGUAUUCUGGAGAUAAAGCUUUUGGUGAAAAAGAGAUCAAUCUCGAACUCUUUCCUUCUAUGAGAAGUAUAGGCAAUUAUGAUAAAGAUGACAAACCUGAAGACCGAGAAUUUGCAACUGGAUUUGUAAACCAAGCCUUUCUGCACAGACUUGAACAUGUAUUGAAGACUUCCCAGCUUGUAAAUCAGGUGGAAGCGGCUCUGAAGGAACAGAAGAGUAUAAUAUUUACAGGACACUCUACAGGUGGAGCAAUUGCUGCGCUUGCCACAAUCUGGUUCUUGCAAAACUACCCGAAUGCGAAUAAUGGAGCAUUCUGUGUGACUUUCGGAUCUCCCCUUGUUGGUAAUCAUAUUAUUUCUCAUGCUCUUAGGAGAGAGAAGUGGUCUCAAUGCUUCAUACAUUUUGUCAUGAGAUAUGACAUUGUCCCUCGGAUUUUGCUUGCUCCUCUCACCCCCAUUCAACAACAGUUUGAGAAAGUUCUCCCCUUCUUCAAUCCAACAUCCCCCAACUUUAAAAGUGAGGUUCUUGGAGCAUCACCGGAGGCCUUGCAUUUCUAUGCAAAUGUGAUCAGGAAUGCUUCAUCUCUUACAAGCCAUGUUGCUUUUCAACUAAUGGGGAACACAAAUCUUUUAUUGGACACUGUAAGACACUUCACUAAAUUAAGCCCUUACAAGCCUUUUGGGACUUACGUUUUUUGCACUGGGAAUGGGAAAUUGGUUGUCUUGAAAAACCCUGAAGCAGUCUUGCAAACCUUGUCCUACUCUUGUCUGUUAAGCAGCGAAACUGAACAUGCAGCAGCGAUUGCCCACAAAUGCUUGAACGAGCAUUUUGGCUAUGAGAAGGAAUUUCUAGGUGAUGAAUCCAGCUUAGACAUGCAAAAUGUGGUUGAUUUUGAUAAACUAGAACUUCUCUUAGGCUCAGAUGGUUACUUGGAUGACCUUGGCUUGGGUGUAAGAGCUAGAUUGUCUCUUUGCGCUGCGAAAAAAUUCGAAGAGAAAAAACAAGAAAACGAGAAAAACGUAGCUUCAAAAGUGGAAGCAUUUAAAGAUGUGAUGAAGAAACUAGAAGACUACCGAGACUUUUGUAAGGAGAAUGGGGGAUAUUACCAGGCCUUCAAGACACAGGGUGAGAAGAAAGACUUUGAUGCUAAUGUGAAUAGGCUUGUGCUAGCAGGUAUAUGGGAUGAGAUUAUUGAAAUGCUGAAAAGAUAUGCGCUUCCUGAUGAAUUUGAGGGUACAUAUAAGUGGAUAGAACUAGGAACCAAGUUCCGCGACCUUGUUGAGCCUCUUGACAUUGCUAACUACUAUCGGCAUGCAAAGGGCAGGCGUUACAUGGACAAAGGCGGCAGGCCAAAGCGUUACAAAUACACACAAAGAUGGCUGGAGCAUCACCUAAAAUUGCAGCCAGGAGACUGUGGAAAAUCCUCCUGCUUUUGGGCAGAGGAGGAUGAGUCACUAAAGCAAUAGGGCAAGAGAGAUAAGUAAGAAAAUGGAUUACUGUGUGUGUGUGUACGGAAAUGUGGUAGUAUCUUUGAUUCUCGUGUGUGUCAAAUGUUGUGAAUUCUUGUUCAUCUGCCAGAGCAAGGGCUACUAUGGUCUUCGUCUCUCUGUGGUUCGUGUGUUUUUGUGUUGCUUUCCCUUGUAAUAAAUACACUUCGCAUGAGCCCUUUUAUUUUC
Messenger RNA from Prunus dulcis (almond), 2069 nucleotides. Its product is annotated as protein EDS1L-like. NCBI's taxonomy places the organism in Eukaryota, Viridiplantae, Streptophyta, Magnoliopsida, Rosales, Rosaceae. The coding region runs from base 219 to 1859 and encodes 546 amino acids. The transcript is spliced from 3 exons. The record is from RefSeq and is a predicted model, not a curated record. Gene Ontology annotation, biological process: defense response; lipid metabolic process.